AGCGUACGGACCCGAUACCGUCCGGGACAUAUUCCGGGUUUUACAUUGUUCAAAAUGUCAGCGCCCACUUCUUUCUCACAUGAAGUUGUUUACCUUUUCAUUUUCUCGUUUUACAUGUUAUCACAGAUUUGAGUCACAUUUAAGCAUGAGCAGUUUUGUCUCCAGUAUCAAUCAUAUUAGCGGGAAGUCAUCCUGGGUCAUGCAAGAUGAAAAUUAUGACUAUCAUCAAGAAAUAGCAAGGUCAGCAUAUGCAGAUAUGCUACAUGAUACAGAACGGAACAAAAAAUAUUUCUUAGCUCUGGGGAAGGCUAUUCAGUUGAAACGUGAUAAAGGGGAAAAAGUACAUGUCCUUGACAUUGGAACUGGUACUGGACUUUUGUCAAUGAUGGCAGCUUCCUUAGGAGCAGAUACAGUUACAGCAUGUGAGGCAUUUAAACCUAUGGCUGAUUGUGCUAGGAAAAUAAUACAACAAAAUGGUUAUGGAAACAAAAUCAAAUUGAUACCAAAACGUUCCACUCAUGUUUCAGUUGGCCCAGAUGGAGACAUGUCACAUCGUGCUAACAUCUUGGUUACAGAAGUGUUUGACACAGAACUAAUUGGAGAAGGAGCAAUAGGAACAUAUACUCAUGCACACAAAGAAUUACUAGAGGAAAAUUGUAUAGUAGUUCCAUCAUCAUCCAACAUGUAUGUACAAGUUGUCUCAUCUGAGUUCAUCAGUCGAUGGAAAGAUAUACAGCCAAUCAAAUUGCAAGGAUGUGAUGAUGUCAGACCACCUUCAGAUACGACGAGUUGUAGUGGAGCUAUUGCAUUACAUGACUUACAACUUCAGCAGCUUCCAAGAGAUCAAUUUACUUGUCUUUCUGAGCCUUUGAAAGUAUUUAGAUUUGACUUCAGUGGCAAAAAACCUCUAGUUAGUAACAGACAGUCAGAAGUCUUUUUUGAAGCUUUAUCUAAUGGUCAUGUGGAUGGUAUUUUGAUGUGGUGGGAUUUACAGAUGGACACAAAUGGGGAAAUUGAUCUCAGCUGUGCACCUGACUGGGUACACCCUAAUCUGAAGGAAUUACAGUGGAGAGAUCACUGGAUGCAGGCAGUGUAUUAUCCCAGCAAUAUUUUGCCAGUACUGAAAGAUGAUAAAGUGAAGGUCAUCAGUAACCAUAGUGAAUACAAUUUGUGGUUUGAUGUAGCAAAAGAAAACUCUAAUGGAAACACUAAGAUUAGUAAUGGACCAGAUUGCUUUUGUGGUAUACAUACAGCCAUUAGUAGGACUAGAUUUGGAAUGAUAAAUGACCCAGAUAGAAGACAAAUAAUUAUUGAUGCGUUGAGAAAGAAUAUUAAAGAUGAUACAGUAUGUCUAUGUAUAAGUGAUGGAAGCCUUCUACCACUGAUAGCCACUAGACUUGGUGUCAAACAGGUUUAUACUGUAGAAUCUAAUCCAUUGUGUAAAAGAAUUGUUGAUAGAUUCAUAGAAGAAAACAGUCUGAGUGAAAAGAUCAAGGUGAUAGAGAAACAUCCAGAGAAUGUGACCAUUGAUGAUGUUGAUGGAAACAAGGUUGACUUAGUUGUAGGAGAACCAUAUUUCCAAACAUCAAUGUUACCAUGGCAUCAUAUACAGUUCUGGCAUUCUGUAAAAUGUUUAUCCAACGUUUUGCAUCCUGAGACAAUAGUUUUACCAUGUAGAAUGACUAUAAAGGCUGUAGCUGUAGACUUUAUAGAUCUCUGGAAGAUAAAAGCGCCUGUUGGAAACUGUGAGGGUUUUGAUUUGGAUAUUUUUGACAAAUUAAUUGAGGCAUCGUCUGAUAUAGCAGAUGAGACAGUAGAACCACAGCCAUUAUGGGAAUAUCCUUGUCAAGCCAGAAGUGAUGUUAAGAAUGUCUAUACAUUUGAUUAUACAGAUUUUGUAAGCAAGAAAACAUUACCUUGUAUGACCAACACAAAACUGAACAUUAACAGUCAUGGUAGUUGUAAUGGAAUUGUGUUAUGGGCUGAUUUUGAUUUUGGAGAUGGAAAUGUUGUAACAACAGGACCAAGGGACAUAACUGUGAUCAACAAGAAAAUAGAAUGGGAUUAUUAUUCUAGACAAGGUGUACACUUACUGAAGAAGCCAGUACAUAUUUCUACAGAGGAUUUAAAGCUUAGCAAACACUGUGUUAUUAAGAUUGAAACAAAAUUUGAACCUUUUAAAAGUGAUGAUUUUGCAUUUGCAUUUUCUAUGGAAUAUUGUCAAUAAAAUAACAAAGUGAUUUUAUUAA
This is a messenger RNA of Mytilus californianus (California mussel), 2249 nucleotides long. Its product is annotated as protein arginine N-methyltransferase 7-like. Gene Ontology annotation, biological process: peptidyl-arginine methylation. Bases 80 to 2227 code for a protein of 715 amino acids. Gene Ontology annotation, molecular function: protein-arginine omega-N monomethyltransferase activity. The record is from RefSeq and is a predicted model, not a curated record. The transcript is spliced from 14 exons. NCBI's taxonomy places the organism in Eukaryota, Metazoa, Mollusca, Bivalvia, Mytilida, Mytilidae.